GACUUAUUGUACAGUUACUCCAAAAUAUGUUAAACGAUAAACGCGGAUAGAUAUGUAGAAAAUUCGUAGGAAAAUUCAAAACAUCGCAUCGAGUCACACAAGUAGUGCUAACUGGUUUCAGGUGUGACUAUUCGUUCGCGGUUGAUCGGUGGUGAAUCAAAAUGAUAAUCGUGUAUACGGUAAUCGUGAUAAUUCUGUUCGUACUUUUUUAUAAAAUUAAAAACAAAAGAGCACACGAACUACUUAAACAGUUUCCUUGCUAUCCAACCUAUCCUCUGAUUGGCAAUGCGUACAUGUUGCAUCGUUUGAAUGAUGGUUUACUGCUGAGUUUGGAAAGAUUACUAGCACCGUAUGAUCGAUUGCUAUUCUGGUUAGGUCCAGUGCCCGCCUUGAUUCUGAAGAAAUACGACGAUAUUAUGACUGUAUUAAAUCAGACCCAGGACCGUGACACGAUGAAUCUUCUGGAGGAAUGGAUCGGAGUAGGCAUAUUAAAUGCUAAAUUUGACGACUGGAAAAAAUCGAGAAAAAUGCUAUCGCCGGCUUUUAGUUCGGAGAUGCUCGUAAGAUAUGCGGAUGUAUUCCAUGAAAAAGCUUCCAUUUUGGUUGAUGAACUGAAAGGACCCGCAGACCGAGGAGAAAUCGUAAAUGCUUGGGAUUAUGUUAUGAAUACGAAUCUUGAAACUGUCUUAGCCAAUACACUCGGUACUUCGAUUGAAAAAACAGGAAAGGAUGCAAAAAAUUACUGUAGUGUCCUACACAAGACUUUUCAAAAUCUAACCACAAGAGUGAUAUCACCUUGGUUACAUCCUGGAUUCAUUUAUAAAAUCUAUUUAAAAUUAAUCGGCCAGAUGAACACGAUCAAGAUUUUGAAUGAUUUGCCCGAAGAAGAUUUAUCGUUGAUUCGGAUUUUUCAGGCAAUAGAAGAGAAAUUAAAUAAUGUUCGGAACACUAAAAAAGCGCAAGAAUACGUAGACGAUUCACCCAACUCGAUCAUUGAUUUACUCAUCGAAAAGAGCGCGAAAGAAACCAGUUUCACUAAAACGCGUAUAAGAGAUGAAGCAGUACAAUUAAUUCUAGUGGGAUCCGAAACAACAGCUCUAAACGUUUGUUUUACACUACUUGCGUUGGCUAUACACCAAGAUAUACAACAAAAAGUAUACGAAGAAAUUGUACAGGUGAUGCCAGAAAAGGACACUUUGGACACAGAUGAUUGCAUCAAUCAGCUGAAAUAUUUAGAACAAUGCGUCAAAGAGACUUCUAGAAUAUAUAGUCAAUCAGUUUUGGUCAUUCGACGUACUCACAAAGAUUGCACGUUGAAAGAUAACAAAAUCAUACCGAAGAAUACGUUAGUUGCAGCAGCUAUUCAUUUCUCCCAUUUCGACCCCGAAUUGUAUAAAAAUCCAUCAGUCUACGAUCCCGAACACUUCAACGAUGAAGCAGUUGCUAAGCGUCCAAAAGGCAGCGAACUAGUUUUCGGAUAUGGUCCAAGAAUAUGUAUAGGAGCCAAAUACUCGAUUAUAUCGUCCAAGAUGCAACUCGCUCACAUCAUUCGAAACUAUCACCUAUCAACCAAUAUAAAAGAAAUCACCAAAAAUGAUCUGAACGCUGAUUUGUGCCUUCGAAGUAAAAUAGGAUAUCCUAUCAAAUUUACCAGCAGACAGAAAGCAAAAUAAAUAAUUAUUUAUAAAAAUAUGUUCAUUCUGUGAUAUUUUGUAAAUCAUAUAAUAAACUUCCAAUAGUU
This is a messenger RNA of Planococcus citri (citrus mealybug), 1741 nucleotides long. Its product is annotated as cytochrome P450 4c21-like. The transcript is spliced from 12 exons. The record is from RefSeq and is a predicted model, not a curated record. Bases 162 to 1673 code for a protein of 503 amino acids. Gene Ontology annotation, molecular function: monooxygenase activity; heme binding; iron ion binding. Lineage: Eukaryota; Metazoa; Arthropoda; Insecta; Hemiptera; Pseudococcidae.